Molecule: messenger RNA, 6746 nt
Organism: Scylla paramamosain (green mud crab)
Lineage: Eukaryota; Metazoa; Arthropoda; Malacostraca; Decapoda; Portunidae
Product: syntenin-1-like
Exons: 9
Coding region: 155-1129 (324 amino acids)
Cellular component (GO): cytoplasm; plasma membrane
Molecular function (GO): protein binding
Source: RefSeq, a predicted model, not a curated record
GAAGUGUUAGUGUGCGUUCUGCUGUGAUGCUGUGAAGGUGUUGCUACGUGCCUUGUCUUGCUGUGCCGUGUCUACCCUGCCGGACUGUUGACCUUGCAUACCCCGAGGCAUCCCAGUUUUCCAUAGUGCUGUGGUGUAUUGUGUUACAACAACCAUGAGUCUCUACCCAUCACUCGAAGAUAUGAAGGUGGACCAAAUGGGCAAGGUACAAGCUCAGAUGGUGAAUGAGGCAAUCCGGGCAAGCCAGCAAGCCCAGGCUCUGCCAGCCUCAGCCCCCCCCACCCAUGACCACUAUGCACCACCACCCUACCCCAUCCAUCCACCCCAGACCCAGACCCAGCCCAAGUCCGGCCUGGAGCUGCUGUACCCUGCACUGGAUGAGUACAUGGGGCUGGAGUUCACACAGGACAUCAUUGCCGCCAACAUGCCUGAGUACCUGCCUGUGGCCCAGCGACCUCCUGGCACAAUGGGGGUGGCUGUUGGCGCAUCCUCAGUCAUGCCGUCUGGAGUGGUGGCGCCCAUCUCUGGCUCGUCCCCUGGCCUGCAGCGUGGCCAGGUCACCAAUGCCAUCAGGGAGGUGAUUCUGUGCAAGGACAGUGAUGGCAAGGUGGGCAUGAGAGUGAAGGCCAUCAACAAGGGUGUCUUUGUGUGUCUGGUCAAGAAGAACUCCCCUGCUGCAAUGGCUGGGCUGAGGUUUGGUGACCAGGUGCUGCAGGUGAAUGGGCAAACAGUGGCCAGCUACAGCAUGGAGAAGGUGCAUGACAUGCUCAGGAAGAGUCCACCCAAUGGCAUCCAGCUGGCUGUGAGGGACAGACCCUUUGAGAGAGCUGUCACCCUGCAUAAGGACAGCACUGGUCACAUUGGCUUCCAGUUCCGUGAUGGGGAGAUCACAGCACUGGUCAAGGACUCCUCUGCUGCACGGAACGGUCUGCUGACGGAUCAUCAUCUGCUGGAGGUGAAUGGUCAGAAUGUGGUGGGCCUGAAGGACAAGGACAUCUCGGCACUGAUCAGUGAGUGUGGGCAGGUGGUUACUGUCACUGUCAUGCCAACCUUCGUGUACAAGCACAUGAUGAAGCACAUGGCCUCCUCCCUCGUCAAGUUCAUGGACCACUCCAUACCCGACCUGUAAAGUGGCCCACGCACACACAGACACACACACACACACACUUACACACAAACGCAUGUGCACGUGAUACUCAAGGCCGUGGGGGGAUUACACGCACACGCAUCUACUACUACACUCAUACCUUCAUGCAUGUCAGUGUAUACAGGCACAUACAAGCCAGCAAGGAUUCAUAUAUAUACAUACAUACAUAACAUCUAGAAGUGGAGGAUCCCAUGGCCACCACUCACAGAAAUCAGUAGCAUGCAUUUUCUAGUAUACACACACACACACACACACACACACACACACACCUAAGUUUUUUGUUAAAUGUAAGAUUGAAAUAAUUUACCUCGUAUCAUCAAAAUGAGGAACAAAUACUCUUGAAAGAGAAACAAGAGGAAUGAUUUAUAUUCUGAAAUUCCUCAGUGGUCACUUGUUUUGUCACAGUUUAGUCAGUAAGAUAUUAUUGUCUGAUUGCUCCAUCGAUUAGCUUCUGUUGUGCCAAGCUGCCAGUCAUUUCUUGGGCAUGUACUGUGUUGGUUGUAUUUUUAAGGUCUAGUUUUUAAUGACAGUCUUAGUUUGUAUAGGCCUCCCACCUAUAAUGGGAAUGUCAGCCUGGUAUAUGCUUUGAUCAUUCUGUGGACAUAUUUCUGCUAUUUGAGCUUUUGUUAUAUGUGAGGGUGUGGCCACCCAUCAGCAGCCAACUUGUGUAUAAUUGUAACAGCAGCAACAGCAGCCUUGCGGGCAGGUUAUGGAGGUGGCAGUGGUGGUGAUGAUCUGUAGGGUUAAAAGUUUUCUUAUUUAUUAUUAAAGAUGUUUUGAGUUAUUUUGCAUACUUGUUUUUUCAUUUGUGCACAUUUUAUCCAGACAUUGUGCAGGCAUUUGACGCAUACUGAUAUAAACUGACACACACACACACACACACACACACACACACACACACACACACACACACACACACACACACACACACACACACACACACACACACACACACACACACUUUUAUUUCAAUUAUUUGUGUGCAUUCACCCAGACACCAUAUAUACAUUUGAUGCUUACUGACACACUGACACAAAAACACAUACACAAAACAUACACACACGCACUGCAUGUUCAUAUAUCCAAGCAAACAUAUACACUCAGCGCAGCAAAAGCUAUUUCCCAGUAGUGCAUAAGAAACAUUUUUCUCUCUCAGUUUACCACAACCAGUUUCUGAGACGCAUGUCAUUCUUGGCUUAGUGUUGAUGAUUACUAGUAAGACGGCAUGAUUUGUAUGGGUGAAAGACUCUGUACUAAGGAGAGGAGUGGUGUUCUGCAUGGCUAUUGAAAAUGAGGACUACAAGGAUUGUGACGUGUGUGUGCGGAAGAUAUUACAAUGAGUUUUUGGAUCAGAUGAUUUGGAAGAUCGUUGAUUUUGUGUGAAGGAGGAUGAGAGGAUGUGAGUAGUGUAAAAGAAGUACAAGAAGGAUAUGAGGUGAGGAUGUGGGAUAAUGCACAAAAGAAGAGGAAGGAUGUGUGUAAUGUGUAAGCAGAAAACAGGAAGGAUGGGAGAUGAGGAUGAGUGAAAUGUACGUAGGGAAGUGAGGGAGGAAGGAAGAGAGGCAUUGCACAUUAUAGAAAAGAAGAGUUCACAGCAGUGCCAUGACAUAAAUUAGGACUUAGGAGGAAGAUGCAGAAGGGACAGUAUCUCCUCAAAAAAUAUUAGAAGUAAAAAAAGAAAAAAAGUGAAAAUAUAAACUAACAUGUGUGACCUGAUUGUGUAUUUUUAUUUGUUUUUAAGCUUUUUUUCCCAUUUGCUUCUCAUUAGCCACUGUGCUUCUGUCAUGAUCAGAGUCUUCGUAUUGAUGCUAUCAUGCCCUAUUUGUUGCCAAUUAGAACAAUGUGAUCUUAUAUAUUCCUCAUUACUCAAUUAUAUAACUAUUAUUACUGAAGCACUCAAGUUAACCUGUGAAAGCCAGUUUAUUUAGCAGCCUUUACUCUCUCUUCACAGUGUUUCAAGUUUGCUAGUGUGAUAAAACAAAAAACGUGUGUGAUAAAAAUAUUAGAUAUUCCUCAAAUCUUCCAACUCUUAGAUUGACUUAUACUUAACUGAUUAGGGUGAUAUAGAAAAGAGAUAUAGUGUGUGUGGUUGUAGCAUCAGGGAGUGUGGUAGUGUGUGUGCUGCUUUAGUGUUUGGAGUGAGUUGGAUGAGGAAGCAAGGGUGAGGGAGGGUCGAAUGAUGGUGGCAGGGGGUUGAGGCAGUCUUGUUAGGAAAGUAGUGUGUGGUCUGAUAGUCUUUGAAGCAGUAGAGGAUGGUGAUAGCAUCUGAGGAGUGGUGAAAAAUAAGAAUGAGGAGGUGAGGGCAGGGGAGUGGUGAUGUGUGUGGCAGUACAGCUUGAGAAUCACUUAUUUUUCUGAGAAACUUCUCGUAAUUUUACUUAAAAGAUAAGAAUACAGACUAAAAGAUUAUAACAAGGAGAUUUUUCUGUCAGAGGUGGCUUUCAGAAUAUGACUAAAUUUGCAUCAGACCUAUUUUAUUGAAGUUGAGAAGAUACAGCAGCAAAUAAGAAUUAAACAUAAACACACCUCUGCUUGUUACAGGGUUGUGCUGCUUUGGUGUUUUGUCUUUUUAGAGGUUUCAUAGUUUUACAGUUCAAGAUCAAACAUUUUUAAGCUGUAGAGGCAGAGAAAUUUGUGUCAGGGUGAAGUUGAAAGCAUAACCUGUUAAUUGUUUCAUAAUUAUAUAAAAAGCUAAAUCUAUCUUUUCAAUCUCUCUUCUGUACUGCCACAACUCAUCUCUCUUCAGUGCUGGAAGUGUCAGGCAGUGCUGGACUGAAAGUGAAAGGGUCAGGUGGUGAGGAAUAGGAGCAAGUAGCUUUCUUGUAGUGGUGGCAGUGACAUCAGUGUUCCCUACUAAACUAAAUCACUCCUUUCAAUCUUACUCUUCUGUACUGCCACAACUCAUCUCUCUUCAGUGAUGGAAGUGUCAGGCAGUAAUGCACCAAGGAGUGGAAGGGUGAGGUCCUGUGGGAGGGAGGUAAGAGUGCAUAGCCUUGUUGUAGUGGCAGUGGGGGCAUCAGUGUUCCCUACUAAUACUCUUGUCAGUGAGGAGAGUGCCAUACUUAACCUUAGACAUGCAGAGUGAAGGAGUUACAUAGUACUUCAUACAAGCCUUAGUACAUAAUGUAAUAUUACGUAUUUUACACUCCAUUUCACCGUGUUGUUGGAGGAGGAAAACGGAAACUUUUUUGAGCAUCAGGGUACUGUGCUGUACUGUGUGUGUGUGUUGUUGUUUAGUACCUGUGGAGUAGAGGUACCUUUGUUGGAACUAUUGUGUGUGUAUUUGAAGGAGUAGAAAUAGGCUGUUUUGAAUUACAUAGCUAAAGAAAUGGUACAUAAAUGGACAUAAUAAUAUUUUGGUGAUAUAAGCAUGUCAAAUUUUCUUUCUCUGUUUGGUGAAAUACUAGUAUGAUUCAGGAGUUUUGGGAAUAAUAUUGCUUCCUUGUUUAGCCUUGUGUACUUGUGAAAAGAGAUGGACAGACUGACUUAACAGAUACAUACAUUUGGUCUGCAAUGAGUUAGACACACAGACUGACCCAAGGACUGUACACACACCUUGAAAUGAGAGAGACCGAAUCAAGUAGACAGACAGACAGAUUGACUUAGCAACUCUACACAGUCUGUAAUUAGAGAGAGAAGCAAACAGACAUAAAUUAACCCAACAACUGUACACAUAUAAUGAGAGACAGAAACAAACAGAUAGAUAGACAGACAGAGCAAACAACUCUCCACAAACAGUCUGUAAUGAAAGAGACAAACAAACUGACAGACAGACAGACAGAUUGACCAAUACAGCUGUAAACAAACAGUCUGUGAAGAGAGAGAGACAGAGAAGCAGACAGACAGCACCUAGCAAGUUGAAUCCUCAGGUGGCCAGGCCAAUAGUGAGCAACACACAAGUCAAGUGUAUACUAAACACACAAAUCUGCAGUUACCUUAGCUCAUUUUGGUGUAUUACGUAUAGUUCUUUCAUACAUAUAUCCAUUUGGAAUAUUACUACUACACAUACAUCCAUACGUAGCUAAGUUUGUAUCAUCACUUAGUAACCUUGUGUACGCAAUCCUCACACACAUAACACUUUGCUGAGAUGGAAUGCAUGCAUAUAUACCUUCAGUGCGUGUCACAGCACACCACAUCACUGAGCACAAAGGUGAAGAUGUACAGUGGAAGGUGUUAGUCACAGGGGAUGUCUGAGGUGUGAUUUGAAGCCGCAGUGCACCAAGUCUUUGUUCUAAUUGCUCCUGCAGGUGAAGAGAUAGCUAGUGCAGGUCAUAAGUGCCUUCAGGAGCUGUUAGGACAAGAUGCUGGUGAAGAGAGGGAGAGCUUUGCAUCCUGUACUGGUUUACUUUGGUCUGAUCCUGUCAUAUGUAACCACUUGAUUGUAUGUUGUGGUCCUUGAAGGGUUUGUGUGAGAGGGCGGCCCUACACUGCCAGACUGUACGUUGUGGUUCAGGUGUGAGUGUGAGUUGUGCUGCAGUGUGUGAGGGAAAGGAAAGACAGUUUGCAGGACUUUUUUUUUAGGACAAAGGUUGCUGUGAAAUAAUGGCUCUAUCUAAUGAAAGUCUAUAUCUUCAAGUAUUUUUUCCAAACGUUCAGUCAAAAUUGCAUUGUUGAUCUGAAUGUUCAGCUUGUUUAGUGAUUUGUACUUUCAAGUUGCUGAAAUUUUCCUGAUUCAGAUUUUUAACAGUUUUGACUUGUAAAUGUUGAACAAAUGCUGUUCAACUGGUCAUAUUUCACUCAAAGUCCACCCAUUGUUACUUAAGUUAGUAUACAACAACAUUCAAUAUCUGCUCCACAAAUACCUCGAGUCAGUCUAUGAGUUAGUCAGCCUCACCACAGAAAAGCCAGGAUAUAUUGUCAUAAAGAACCUGCAAGCAUCAGUCUAUCCCUUCCUCUCACACAACAAAGCAGCAAUCUCACAGUGUCCUCAGGCAGGUAGUGCUAUGGAGAGCAGCAAGGGAGUAACAGUAUCCCUGCAAGAACCAGAUUGUAUGAACUUCCUCACCUUCACCACCACACUUAACAGGAGCUCACCAUGACUCUGUAUAAGUGUAAGCAGCAGGUCGUGUGAUCCGUAUGCUUAUGUUUUCUUGUAUAAGCUUGAGGAAUGUGCAAAUCAAAACAGAGUGACAUCCAGUUAAAGGGUUGGAGAUGCUGGCCUGUAUACAAUUCCUUCACUGACCUAAGGAUGUUGUUAUUAGGGAUGAAAGUUAAAUCACAAAGCAGUCAUUACCACAUAUGAACACUCAACGCCAGAGGUAUUUAUCAUGUAUUUGUAUGGAUCAUAAUGUACCACUUUUAAACUUCAUUAAGCACUCAUGUCCUACACUAGUUCAUUCACCAGCCUAAUAGUUAAUUCACCUGACCAGUGCACACCUUCCACUUUCAUUACCUGGAUGUGACUCUGAUGCUUCUAGGUAUUCAGAAUUCUGCGUGGUAAAGAUUAUACAUCCUGAAAUGUUGUCAAGGUGGUGUUGAGGAUUGGUGGUGGUGGUGAUGGUGGUGAUCGCUGGUUCCCGCGGCAGCCAAGGGUUGAUGUGAUAAAUGAAGUUGCAAUAUAUUACUGUAGUCUUUAUUAUAAGAAAACCUUAAUGUCCAA